AUGAUGCAGUGCACGUCCAGCCCGGCCGAAGCGCCCGCAAAACUAUCAUCGCCCCCGACAUCAACCACCAAACAGCAGUUCAUCGACCAUGUGGUUUCAAGCUUCACGGUGGCCCUCGACGCUGAAACGCUUUAUGAACAAUCAUAUGAACUCACCCGGUCGUUGAGGAGUAAGGUGGAUCUCCCAGACUCAUUAGCCAUGCUACCUUCCUUCGUCGACCAUCUCCCGACUGGCAAAGAGCAAGGAGACGUCUUAGCCAUUGAUAUUGGAGGGUCCAACAUGCGAGCUGCCAUCGUGUCUCUGGAGCCAUCCGCAGUCAAUCCAAUAAACCGGCUCAGAGUCCGAAAGCAUCAAACUUGGGCGAUCACAGUGACUGUCAAAUCGCUCUCGGGCUCGGAAUUCUUCAGCUGGAUAGCGACCAACAUCCAGAACUUUCUAUAUGAGCUGAUGCGGGCUGAUCUGGGCUUCGAGCUUGCUGCCCUCCCUGCCGGCCUCGUGUGGUCCUUUCCACUGGAACAAUUUGAGCUUAGCGAUGGAAAUCUUCGGGAGAUGGGGAAAGGAUUUGUCGUUGGCCACGAGCUACAAGGGCAGUCGAUUAAGAAAUGCAUGGACAAGGCAUUUGCGGAAAUGGGCCUCGAGAUCCGGUUAGAAGCUAUUUUGAAUGAUAGCGUGAGCGCGCUGCUCGCUCUGUCCUACGUCGAUCCCUCUACCGAGCUUAGUAUCAUAGUAGGGACCGGGUUCAACGGCGGACUGCGACUACCGGCAACUGCUUUCAACGCCUCGAAGCUGAGACAUCGAUCAAACCGUCAAGAAGAUGCGACGCGAAAGAACCUGGAGAUUCUCGUUGACGCUGAGCUCUCCGUUGUAGGGCAAGGAAUUCUCCCUCGUGUAAGAACGACGUGGGAUUCUCGGGUAGCCGCUUUGUCGCCAUUUGGGCCCGACGUACUCGGGUUGGAGCUUCAAGUUGGAGGGCUGUUUCUCGGUGAGCUCGUUCGCCAGGUAGUUGUCAACGCGAUCAACACUGUCGGUUUGUUUGAUGGGCAUUUGCCUGACCUGAUUCAAGCACCCAUGACUUGGGAACUGCGCCAUGGUGCAAUACUGGAAAGAUCUGAGCUGACAGCAGCGGACGUCGACCUGCCACAGUCCGUUGCAGAAUCCUUCGGUCUUCCUUUCAAGCCGUCCCUGGAAGACACCUGCCUGGUGCGGCAAAUCUGCCAAGCAGUGACAGAGAGAGCUGCUGCAUAUGUCGCGGUUGCAGCUUACUCGAUGAGAAGUCUUCAGGUUCUAUGUCGAGAUGUAGAAGAUGACGUAAUUGGCAUAGACGUAUCGAAAGUGUCUUGCCUCGGUUCUGUUAUCGAAAAGUACCCAGGCUUCAUGAACAAGAGUCAGGAAUAUCUCGAUCAACUUCAGCGGGUUUCCCCGAUGUCUGGGCCGAAAUUCGGUGGUCUCCAACUUCAAGCAUGCUCCAAUUCAAGUCUGACAGGUGUAGCCGUCGCUGCCCUGUUAGGAAAGAUGCCAGGGUCUGAUACAACGAGCACUACAAUAUCGUCUCCACCGCCGCCGGACGCCUUGGGAAGAACGAACUUGCCGGAACCAUGUGUUGCUGUUGACAAGACGACUGAGGAUUUUGUUCAGUCGAUGAGCGAAGGCUGCGGCAUCGAUGAAGAUCUACCAGGAAAACGACUGGGCAUCUGGGCUUGGUUUCGAAGAUUUGUUCGUUGUCGCGGGCGUGCGUAG
Messenger RNA from Penicillium argentinense, 1737 nucleotides. Its product is annotated as hexokinase family protein. The record is from RefSeq and is a predicted model, not a curated record. The coding region runs from base 1 to 1737 and encodes 578 amino acids. Gene Ontology annotation, biological process: glycolytic process; intracellular glucose homeostasis; glucose 6-phosphate metabolic process. The transcript has 4 exons. Gene Ontology annotation, cellular component: mitochondrion; cytosol. NCBI's taxonomy places the organism in Eukaryota, Fungi, Ascomycota, Eurotiomycetes, Eurotiales, Aspergillaceae. Gene Ontology annotation, molecular function: glucokinase activity; fructokinase activity; D-glucose binding.